CUGUUAUGUUCUUAAAUACUCAAAUUAUUUUUCUUCCACAUCUUCUUCACCGAUUUCGUCACCCACUAAUCUCUUUUGCUUCUCUCCACCACCUCAUGUACUACUCAUUUAUCUCUUCCGAUCGAUUUCAUCGUUUUAUCAUAGAAGGUCAUCGCUUCAUCUCAAAGACCAUUCCUCACCACCGGUUGCUUUCCUCUCCUUCUACUUCCCUGCAUCUCCUUCUUCCAUCGUUUUGCUUUCCGUAUUCCAUUCAACCUCCACCAGAUGACUUUUUAUACAUAAUGCUUUUUGAUUCAAAACAAGAUCAUAAUGUUUUUGACUCGAUAAAGUUGCUCAAGCGACAAAGGGUUGACUUUCGGAUGGAUCACCACUGUAUGAUAAACUACUUCAAGGGUUGCAUAUCUCACUUAUGUAUUGUUUGUAUCAGGACAACCAAAAGAAGCAAACGAAACUUCAUGGCGACUUCUGUGACCCAAUCAGGUUUCCCUACGAGUACAUUUUGUGGAACCCAAUCAAAAACGGAUUUCACAAAUGCUUAUCAAUGA
This is a messenger RNA of Lactuca saligna, 545 nucleotides long. NCBI's taxonomy places the organism in Eukaryota, Viridiplantae, Streptophyta, Magnoliopsida, Asterales, Asteraceae. The record is from the annotation of a GenBank genome assembly.